Molecule: messenger RNA, 1293 nt
Organism: Colius striatus (speckled mousebird)
Lineage: Eukaryota; Metazoa; Chordata; Aves; Coliiformes; Coliidae
Gene: EFHD2
Product: EF-hand domain family member D2
Exons: 4
Coding region: 12-617 (201 amino acids)
Molecular function (GO): calcium ion binding
Source: RefSeq, a predicted model, not a curated record
AUCCGGGCACCAUGGCGGCGGAGGAGCUGUCGGCACGACGGGGCCGGGGACCGGAGCCCGGGCCGGGACCGGGCAGCCCGGUGGGGCGGGUAGGGGGCGAGAGCUCGCCCGGGGGCGGUCGCCGAGUCUUCAGCCCCGCCGGGGAAUUCCGCGAGUUCUCCCGGAGGCAGCUCCGCGACAUGGAGCGGCUCUUCCGACAGUAUGACGCAGGGAAAGAUGGUUUCAUUGACCUGAUGGAGCUGAAGCUGAUGAUGGAGAAGCUGGGGGCCCCACAAACACACCUGGGCUUGAAGAACAUGAUCAAAGAAGUGGAUGAGGACCUGGACAGCAAGCUCAGCUUUCGAGAGUUCCUGCUGAUUUUCCGGAAGGCAGCAGCAGGGGAGCUGCAGGAGGACAGCGGGCUGCACGCCCUGGCCCGCCUCUCCGAGAUCGACGUCUCCACCGAGGGCGUGAAAGGUGCCAAGAACUUCUUCGAGGCCAAGGUGCAAGCCAUCCACGACGCCAGUCGCUUUGAGGAGGAGAUCAAGGCAGAACAGGAGGAGAAGAAGAAGCAGGCGGAGGAGCUGAAGCAGAGGAAGGCAGCGUUCAAGGAGCUGCAGUCCACCUUCAAGCAGUGACAGGGCCCUGGCACGGGGCCAGGCGGGACUGGGAAUGCUGCAUGUGCCGUGUGCCGACCGUGCCAGGAGCGAUGCCUGAGCCACGCACCACCUGUGACUCCCCAAAGGCCGGGCUGCUGACGGGCUCCCAGUCUGGGCUUGGCACAGAGCCCGCUCAGUCCCGGCUCCUUCCCUCUUGCUGUGGUGUCUGUCAGUGUUGUUCGUGCCCCCCUGCAUCCCCAGCGUGCCCCCCACCCCCAGCGAGCCCCGCAGGGCAGCAGCACCCUGUCCCCUGCCCGCAGCCGUGCCCGGGGCAGCAGUGCCCGGGCUGUUGAGUGUUGUGCAUGCACUGUGAGGUCUGCAGGACGGGGUUUUGCUGGGAUGGCCGUGCCAGCCUGGUGCCUGUUGGCAUUGCUGCGUGUGGAUGGUGGCCGAGGGCCCACAUGAGCUGUGCUCAGCAGUGGGCAGCUGCCUCUGCCUCUCUUUAUUUUGCUGAAAGACACAGAGGGAGAAGCAGCUGCUGACCUGGGAAGCUGCAGUGUGUGUGUUUGUGUUGAGUUCAGCCCUGGGGGAGGAUGAAGUGUUGUAGCCACGAGUGGUCCCUGUCAGUCAGCUGAGCCCCUGAGUCGCUGGGGGCUGUCGAGAGGCUGUGUCUGUCCUGCAGCAGCCCCCGUGCAGGAGUACUGGGGCUGGGGGA